GUUUGUUUUUGUUAUUAUUGCGCGAUAAGAAAGUUCAACGUGGCCGUUUCCACCAAAUCAGAAAACAAACACGGGUGCAAUCGGUGCAAUACAAACGGUCGCCGCUCUAGAGUACGAAUUCGACCGCAUAAUGCAAGUGAUAAGGCAAACAAUUAAACUUCGUUCAGCCGGAACUAUCUGCUACUCGAAUGUCAGGCAACUCUCAACGACAACGCUAUCGACGGGUGGAUUUGCAAGCAUAGAAGGUCGUAAGCAAAGGCGACGGGGUCAGCAUGGAAACGAUUCUUCUUCUGGGGGUGAUAUACCGAUUGGUUCUAUAGCUUCUUUGUGUGGAUUUUUCACUGGUUUCUGGUUACGUCCAACCGAUGAAGAUGAUGGUCACGGGACCAAACGAACAACGUACUCAUUUUUGCCCAGUGUUUCGGCCGCUACCCAUGGCAAAGAUCUGAAGGGUCGUCGGGCAAUGUAUAAUUUUAUAGCAGAUGUGGUUGAUGUAUCUGCCCCGGCAGUAGUGUACAUUGAGAUUAAAGAUACGCGGCAUUAUGAUUUUUUCUCCGGUCAACCGGUGACGGUUUCCAACGGAUCCGGAUUUGUCAUUGAGCAGGAUGGUUUGAUUUUGACUAAUGCUCAUGUAGUGAUAAGUAAACCGAAUGCGCUAGUUACUGUGAAAUUACUGGACGGACGAACCUUCCCGGGCACCGUUGAGGAUGUGGAUCCAAAUUCGGAUCUUGCAACGGUGCGAAUCAAAUGCCAGGAUCUACCGGUUAUGAAGCUCGGUAAAUCGUCCGAACUCAGAUCGGGCGAAUGGGUAGUAGCCUUGGGUAGCCCACUUGCGUUGAAUAAUACCGUAACAGCGGGAGUAGUGAGCUCCACUCAACGACCCUCUCAGGAACUGGGAUUGCGUGGAAAAGAUAUUAACUACAUUCAGACAGACGCAGCGAUAACUUUCGGUAAUUCCGGAGGACCACUGGUGAAUUUAGAUGGUGAAGCGAUUGGCAUCAACAGUAUGAAGGUGACGCCGGGUAUUAGUUUCGCAAUUCCAAUUGAUCACGCUAAAGAGUUUCUGCAAAAAGGAGCCGAUAGGAGAAAAGCGAAAGGUUACAGCACCGCGAAGAUUCCGGUUCGACGAUAUAUGGGUAUCACGAUGUUAACGUUGACGCCGGAAAUUCUAAGGGAACUGCGCCAGCGAAGUCUAAACGUGCCAGAGAGCGUUCAAAGCGGAAUUCUGGUGUGGAAGGUUAUUCAAGGAUCGCCAGCGCAUGUUGGCGGUCUCUACCCGGGUGACAUCAUUACUAGCAUAAACAACAAAGAAGUGAAAAACUCUGCCGACGUGUAUGAGCUGCUGGCAGGCAAGGACCGUGUCCUUACAAUCAGUAUCUACCGUGGAGUGGAGAAGAUGACCGUAAAGGUGAACCUCGAAGAUUCAGAAUAG
This is a messenger RNA of Topomyia yanbarensis, 1432 nucleotides long. RefSeq names its product serine protease HTRA2, mitochondrial (gene HtrA2). The record is from RefSeq and is a predicted model, not a curated record. Gene Ontology annotation, molecular function: serine-type endopeptidase activity; protein binding. The transcript is spliced from 2 exons. Lineage: Eukaryota; Metazoa; Arthropoda; Insecta; Diptera; Culicidae. Bases 131 to 1432 code for a protein of 433 amino acids. Gene Ontology annotation, biological process: programmed cell death; positive regulation of apoptotic process; proteolysis.